Syngnathus acus (greater pipefish) is the source of this 5139-nucleotide messenger RNA. RefSeq lists its product as uncharacterized. NCBI's taxonomy places the organism in Eukaryota, Metazoa, Chordata, Actinopteri, Syngnathiformes, Syngnathidae. The transcript has 5 exons. Gene Ontology annotation, cellular component: nucleus. The record is from RefSeq and is a predicted model, not a curated record. The coding region runs from base 533 to 4564 and encodes 1343 amino acids.
AGGGCAGAUGGUAACGGCGGGUAAGUGAGGAGCAAAGCACUCUGCCGGCCGCGCAGCCAAAGCUCAGCUCGGCCGCUCCGCUCCACACGUGCCACCGCAGCGUCUCGCAGGAAACUGCCCCGUAGAACGCAGCGGCGCCAGCGGCGCGCUGGCAGUGCUGCCGCCCGCCGCUUCUACUUCUUCGUCUCCGAGCCCACGCUGACGGGACACAGCAGCAAAAGUGCAGAAGGAGGAGGAGUGGGAGCCGAGAUUGGAGCAGACAAACGGGGCGAGUUGGGGGCAACAUUUGGGAGAAACCUACUAAAGAAAGAUGCGGCGCGCAGCCAGCGGCAAGAAGAGAGGCAUUUAGGACAUGAGACCAGUGAAAUAUUGGAAGAGAAACUAGCAGGAGAAAGACAAUUCAUCAGCAGAAGCGGCAGCAAGAGGGAAUAAACUCUCUUUUUGUGUGUGUGUUUGGUUGCCCUCAAGUAGGAGCAACAAGGACGCCUUCCGCUCCCAGCGCAAGUCCGGCAAAGUCUGCCAGGAGCUUCCGAUGGCGUGCUACUACAUCGUGAUCAGCUCCACCCACCUGCGUGACGGACAGCUCAGGAGCAUCAAAGGGGUGUUCCGAGGACCAAUUGGAGCUGGCGGACACCAAAGCAACAAAACGGAGGAGGGCACCUCCAGUCUCUACUGCGAGCUGUGCGACAAACAAUACGUGCGACACCAGCAGUUUGACAACCACAUCAACUCCUACGACCAUCACCACAAGCAGCGCCUGAAGGAGCUGAAGCAUCGCGAGUUCUACCGGGCAUUGGCCUGCAGGAGGCAGAGGAGGCGCAGGGAGGAGCGCACGCUGAGGAAGACGCUACGGCAGCAGCAGCAACAUGGUCGUCACCGUCAUGAGGACAAAGCAGAAGAGCACUGCGCUCCAGGUUGCGGCCCCAUGUUCCGCUCCACCACCGUGGCGGUGGAACCGGCAACUGCUAUGGAGGAGUGGAGCGACAGCCACGUCCACAACGGCGACGACGCCCUGGCGAGUGCUCCUCAAAGCUCACUGCUCCUUCCCAUGGAUGCCACGCUGAGAAGCAGACUCCUGAGCGACACGCGGUGGCCGUACCAGCGAGGGAACGCUCACGCCAUUACGCCUGGCGACAUCACGAGCACAAACGGCCACACGAGCCGAGGCGGUGCCUUUAACAAGCUCCCUUGGGCCCCCGGUUUCUUAAGCGACACCAUUAGAGCCAAUAACAUCCCCGCUGACAGUGAAAACAAAGGCUACGUCGCCAGCAGGGGGCGCCCGGUUUGCUUCUCACUGCCUAAAAGGAGCUGCCUUCUUCUGCACCAGUCGGCCGCUGUCUUCAUCCAAGCCGGGCGGAGCUCGCGAGACGGCGACGAGACAACGCAACAAGUGGACGACAAAGUUGCUCGAAAGCAGAUCUCGACGACACGGUUGACCGGCGAGCUGGAUGACAAGACGAAAGCCACGCUGUCUUUAUGCAACCACCGCCAUCGGAACAGACGCCAAGUGCAUGUGGGAGGUGGGAGAGGAGCCCAAAACACUGCUGGCAGUAGGACUGAAGAUGGGACACAAGCCCAAGAUGGAGGUGCAAGUGGGCUUAGAGCCCAAAUUUGUGGUGGCGGGUGUGAAACCGAAGCUGUCCAAAUCAAUGGUGGUGAAGCUACUGGAGCCCAAGUAACUGGCCAAAGCGCCGCAGGAGACCGAGUCAAUGUAGGAGGUGGGAUAAGAGCUCGGACCAGCGGUCCAAGUACAAUUGGAGGAACUGGGACAAGAGCUGAAGAUGGGGCUGCAAGUAGAACUGGUAGUGAUGGUGGGCCAGGAGCUGGUGCGAGAGGCCAGGGCUGUAGUCAAACUCUGACUACAACUGAAGCCAGCCAAAAUAGGACUGGAGUUCAACUAAUAAGUGUCAUGGGACCCCAAAACAGUGAAGGGGGUACAACCAGUGCUAAGAAGACUGGUCGGAGUGGAACUGAAGCUGCAGUUACUCAUGGACUUGGGACUGGAGCCAUCCUAAAUGGCGGUAGACUCAAGACUGGAGCCCAAGUUGCUUGUCAACGUGGGACAGUGGUCCAAAUCAUUCCAAGAUGCAGCAAUGCAGCCCAAGAGCAAGAUGGAUCCCAAGUCAUCGUUGCUCGUGAUACUGGAGCUGAAGACCCGGGUGACAAUCACAUUGAGACGGGAGCCCGAGACGGCGGCGCACGUAGAGCUGGAACCGCCCAAGACUGUGACGAUGGUUGGAUUGGAACCCUAAGAACUGGUCAGAGCGGCACUGGAACCCAAUCGGCCCAUGGAAGUGGGAUUGCAGCUGAAGAUCACGUGACAAGAGCACUGCCGCCACUUUUGGAGUCUCAAAGUCCUGCCUUUGAAACCGCUGACAAAACGUAUUUUGUUGGAAAGCUACAUGGUUCCACUCUGGCUGAGCUCCAGCAAGCAGCACUAGAGAACCAAGCCAAAGACCCGAGUCCGAAACAAUCGCCGAGAUCUCGUCCGGGUGGGCCCAAGGAACCCUUCUGUCCCGUCCUGAGUCGCCAGGGCAACCGCGUCCUGCUGUGGCCCACGGAGAUGGUCCGCUACACCAAGACAUCGCCCUCGCUCUCCUACAGCGUCAACCCGCUGCUGUACGACUUCCGAGCGCACGCGGACGGCAGCGGGGAAGCAGGGCGCCCGUCAGUGAUCAAACAUGCCGGCCGCCGACAGAAGCCGGAAAGCGGCGGGGGAGGAGGCCAGGCUGAGUCAGAUCAAAGUCCAGAUGAGAAUGGAGGAGGACAGGCGGGAAAUCCCCUGCAAGUGGUGCGCCGAGGCAAAGGUGGAUUGAGGAGGAGGAGGAAGAAGAGGGGAGGGCUGAGGAAGAGGGGGAGAAGGAAAAGAAGAGAGGAGAUGAAAAGGAAAGAGCAAAGGAAGAGGAAGAUAAUGAAUGGUCUCCAUGAGAUGGCGAGAGAUGACAGCGGAACAGAGAAAAGCCAGAAAAAGCGGCUAUUAAGUCAUCCAGCGGCGCGGCGGACGCUCGAAGGCCCAGCAAAAAGUCCGAGGGGGAGGCGGGAGCAGUGGCUCACCGAGAACCACGUGCUAUUAUGUCCUCUUUCCGCAAAUAAGUGUAAUCGGAAGCGGGUGAACGCGGCUGGCGCCGGCCCACAUCGGUGCCAGCAAUCCUCCUCCGGGUGGGGUCCCGCGCUCACAAAGCUCCUCUGUGGGGGUGCAGCAUGUAACGCCGCGAUUAGCCCCGCUAUUCAGACACCACACCGUCCUGCAAUUACGGCCCACCCCGCCGGCACGGACACGGGGCCGGAGCACAAACAUGGAGACGGAGACGAGCGAGGGCCGCAAGAUAAGGGCCGCGGGAAUCCGAGGGAGAUAAAAGCUCAGGAGGCGAGAGUGUGUGCGGCGACGAUUAGCAGCGUCUUGUCCCCCCGCCGAGACGCAGCGGGUCGGCGCCAAAUCCAUCUCGCGCCGUCGUCAGACGCCCAAGCGGCGUGCGAUGCAGCGAUUAGCCCCAUCCCCCUUUCCUUUGACAGCCCAGCGUGCGCUCACCGACAAACGGCCGCACCAAGUAUUUGCACCUUUGAGGCACAAAAGACAGAAAGGCAGCCGAGCGUUCCGUCAGCAUGCGCAAACGCGACACUCGCCGGCAAAGAUCUAGCACAGGAAAUGAGAGGCGACAAGAGGAAGGGCACAGAGUGUCCGCAAACCUGCACUGGGAAGAAACACAAAGGAGAACCAAAACAAACCAAAAGAGUCAUAGGCUUUGGUUUGGGAACAACUUUGGACUCAACAAGUGAAGCAAGCAGUAAGGAGAUGAAUCCAAGCCACUUCUCCCCUGACAGGACAACUCACUUAUGUCAGGAUGCUAACGCCAACGCCGUCCAGUCUGUCGACGUCAAAGUUGUGGACACGCCUCCCGAGGACGCUGCUCAUGAUGACGUCAUCAAACGCCAACUCAGCAGCCAGGAGACAAAUCCGAGGCACGUGUCACCGGAGAGGCUUCGGGUUCGAGUGUAUCAGGAGAGCCAAUCGUUUAGUUCUACCUGUGUUGCACCUUACGGGUACCAUCUGUGUCGUGACUCCGUCAAUGCUCAAGUCACUGACGCCCCCCUUUCAGAGCCCAAAGCAGCUCCCAGCGAGGGCGGCCAGCGUGGUGAGGACAAGGCGAAGGACGAGCAUGGCGGCAGGAGGUGUCGGGAGGUCCGGACGGCGGAUCCCGUCCCCCCAGAUAAGAGUCCACGUUUCCCCCUUGGGCUCCCACCGGGGUGCCUCCGCCUCCAAGCUCCUGUCUUCUUACCGCCGUCAGCUUCCUCCUUCUCUUUCCAUCGCACCGUCAUCCAGCACCACGUCUCCCUCCUGCCCCCGCCACUGCCGCUCCCUUCUUACCUGCUGCCGGCUUUGGCCCCCCAGCCCCUAGGGCUGAAUCCGCCGCCUCCGCCAUCUUUCUUGGCCUCGCCCGCCAUCCAUCUCCUGGAUGCACCGUAUCCCCUGGCGACGGAUUUUCACCCCAUGCUGAGUCAACACCACCCGGCCCUCCUGGCGCCCCCCCACCCGGCGGCCUUGCCCUUGCAGCUGUUGUUCUAGUUGCCAUUUUCAAAGACUUUCAAGUCAUUGGCUAUGCUCAUUCACUCCGUGGCACAAAUAAUGAAUACAGUCAAAGUCAGAGUAGAGAAUGAGUGAACGAUUGUUAACAUUUCCAAACGAGCCUCAGCUGUGCAAGCCGCCAUGUAGCGCGACACCCAGCUGUGGUCCUUUCCCAUCCCCACUUUACAUUUCAAACUGGCCACUCGAUUGCAAGAAAAUAAAAUUCCAUCAUCUUCAUUUCACAAGGGAUGUUCAAAAAUAUUGGGACUCCCAAGCGAGGAAAAGAUUUCGACCUUCACUUGUGGAGGAAAAUAAAUUCUGCCUGGAUGUAUUUUUGUAGACCACCUCACUUGAAUGAGACUCACUUUUUAGACUUUGUGCUGAUGCUACUCGUGAUGAUGACUUAGAAUUCAAACUACUUCAAAGCAAACCACGUUGGAGCAAAUAGUAAUGUUAUUGAUGCGAUUGUCUUAGAAAAGGAUACAUGGAAAUAAAACAUGAAUAAUAAAGCAGUAGACUUCUGGUCUUGUUUUGACUUUUGCACACAGUAACAAAGAAAGAAGAAAAAUCACUUU